Molecule: messenger RNA, 2577 nt
Organism: Akanthomyces muscarius
Lineage: Eukaryota; Fungi; Ascomycota; Sordariomycetes; Hypocreales; Cordycipitaceae
Exons: 4
Coding region: 1-2577 (858 amino acids)
Biological process (GO): DNA replication; DNA replication initiation
Cellular component (GO): nucleus; nuclear origin of replication recognition complex
Molecular function (GO): ATP hydrolysis activity; DNA replication origin binding
Source: RefSeq, a predicted model, not a curated record
AUGGCGCAAGAAACGGCUGCCACGGGUGGAAACAAACGAUCGCGAGACGAAACCGACACGCUGUCGCCGCCCAACGCCGACCUCGAGCUGAAGCGCCGGAAAUUCGAGGACGCCGCAGCCCCCGACGGCCCCAGCCCGGGCAAUCGUCUGGCCAGUAUCGCGUCUGCCCUGUCGGGGGUCUUUGGAUACAACCGAUCGACUCCUGAUCCCAGCCAGGAAAACAUUCCUCCUGGUGAUGAAGAGAGCAAGCCUUCAAGACCACUACCACCACCACCACCACAAGCUCCAGUCACGGCAGCGCCGCCGCCGCCGCCGCCCGUGAAUGCUGCUCCGGUAGUCCCCAUGUCGACGCAGACCCGCGUCGCGGCCGUUCCUCCAUCCCGCAUCGAGAUCCGAAUUCCCACCUCAAGGCCCGCGAUAAAGUUAAAGGCGCUGAAAGGAACGAAGUGGGACACGGGCGAGGACAAGCCGUCGCCGCGGGGGAAGGCGGCUGCGAGCAAGCCGCCGCCCGCGAGAAAACCUGCGGCCAAGCCAAGGGGCCGAAAGAAGGCAGCGGCUGCUGCUGCGCCAGCUCCUGUAGCUGGACCCGCGCCAGCGCCUGUUAGGAGCCUCGAGAAUAGUGCCGAUGUGCCUCAAGCUGCAACGAAUGGCACUGCAACGAGCGGCAUAGCGAAUGGCACAGCGGCGACUGACAUCGCAAUGAACGACAUCGCAACAAAUGGCACUGCAACGGAUGGCCCCGAGCCCGAGCUGGCUGUUGUUAGAGAUGCCUCAAUUCCGGCAGCAAUCGACACACCCACGAAGAAUCGACUAUUCUCUCCCGUUGCUGCUAAUGUGCCAAAGAGCAUUCUCACUCCUACUAAGAAAAGAGGUCCGCGGCCGAGCAAAAACGUCAAAUUUGAUGGCAAUGGCCUGUUCGAUCACAUCCCACGAAGUACUAGCGCCAGAAAGCCUGGAAGACCAAAAAAGCUCGAUGCACCUGUUGAUGAAAUUACUUGCGGCAUCUGCGCAAAACCUCAUUCAAAACCCCCAAACGAAAUUAUACUAUGCGACAACUGCGACUUUGCAGUACAUCAGGAAUGUUACGGAAUACCAGAGAUUCCGGAGGGUGAUUGGCUAUGCAAGUCAUGUACACAGGAGGAUGUACUGAAACUUCCCAAAGCUGAACCGGGACUUACUCCUGUACCAGCUCCCCUGACUGUCGAGGUUCCUGAAAUUCCAAAUCUGGAUCGCCAUCUAGGCGCCAUGCAACGCGUGCUGCUGGAUCGCUGCGCCGGUCGCCGCCGCAUACGCAUGUUUGGCCAAGUUGAAGCGAGCGAAAAGGUUCGGCAGCUCGUCGAGCAGACAGUACUUGCAGGAGAAGGCAACUCCAUGCUGCUUAUUGGACCAAGAGGAAGCGGCAAGACUACGCUCGUUGAAAACACGAUUGCAGAUCUAUCGCAGGAACAUCGACAACAUUUCCAUGUUGUUCGCCUCAACGGCUUCAUACACACUGACGACAAACUUGCUCUCAGAGAAGUUUGGCGACAACUAGGCAAAGAGAUGCGAGUCGAAGACGACCUUCUCAACAGAUCGAAUUAUGCCGAUACGAUGGCAUCAUUACUUGCGCUACUCUCUCAUCCAUCUGAGAUUUUGGGCCAAGAUGCAGGUGUUACCUCGCAAGCCGUGGUGUUUGUCAUUGAUGAGUUUGACAUGUUUGCAACUCAUCCCCGCCAAACGCUUCUAUAUAACCUAUUCGAUAUUGCGCAAUCUCGCAAAGCCCCAAUUGCUGUGGUAGGGUGCACCACACGCAUGGAUGUGGUCGAGAUGUUGGAGAAGCGCGUCAAGAGUCGAUUUAGUCACAGAUACGUAUAUCUCUCCCUUGCCAAGACACUACCGGCGUACUGGCAAGUCUGUCGGCAGGGACUGAUGCUGGGCGAAGCCGAUGGAGGAAAAGAGGGACUUAAUGUUAGCCUGGAAGGCUAUACAGACUUUCAGAAAUACUGGAACCACAAGAUCGAGGACCUCUACAAGCACCGCCAAUUCCAAGACUUACUACAGUACCAUUAUUACACCACGAAAUCAGCGUCGGCAUUCUUCUCCGAGUGGAUUUUACCACUUUCAUAUCUGUCGCCGAAGGACUUGACUCUGCGCGUGCCUACAGUUGAGUCGGAGCUGACCUCGUUGGCACCUCCCGACUCUCGCAUGCAGCUGCUGAGCAGCUUAUCGGAGCUUGAUUUGAGUCUGCUCAUUGCUGCGGCAAGACUCGAUAUCGUGGCACAUACUGAUACGGUCAACUUCGCCAUGGCCUACGACGAAUACAGCUCGCUUGUGGGCAAACAGCGCGUACAGUCUGCGUCUUCUGGCCUCCUAGCUGUUGGUGGCAAUGUCCGCGUCUGGAGCCGCGGUGUUGCGAGUACUGCUUGGGAACGACUGGUUGGGCUUGGCCUGCUCGUUCCAUCGGGCAUGGGGGGCGGACGAACACUGGGCAGUGGAGGCUUAGACGGACGUAUGUGGAAGGUGGAUGUGUCGCUGGAGGAGAUUCCAGCUGGAGUGAAGCUCAGCGCCGUCAUGGCCAAAUGGUGUCGCGAGAUCUAG